GUUGUUGAUAAGGCGGAAGGGGUUUUCCUGUGGGCCCAUUUGGUCGUCAAUUCUCUUAUACGCCUGGUUUGCAGUACCAACCGCUGGCGGCACUCGAGAGACGGCUGGACGAGAGUCCACAAGAUCUUACCAAUCUAUACACCCAUAUACUCGUGACCAUUCCUCCACUAGAUCGACCCAAGGCCCUCAGCUUUCUGGUUUUUAUGGCUUGGAGCCAUACCAAACAUGAGUUUUCUCCUACAAAUGCGUUGUACCUUUCAUGGCUGGAUGAUCUCGGCGCAUCUAGCUUCCCUCAUAGGGAAAAUGAGGGCCCUUAUUCAGAAGAAAAAAUACAGGACCGGCAUCUCCAGGUUGAGUCCCAACUUGGCGACCUCACCCGGGGGCUGUUGGAGGUGAAUUCUUCCCACCACAGAGACGAGCACCCGUCUCGGUUCUUUACCAAGCGCGUCGAGUUCUUCCACAAGACCGCCCGCGAGUUCAUCUCUGAAAGCCCCGUAGCUCAGGAGUUUCAGAAGCAGCAUACGGGUCUCUUUUCUGUCGACUCUCUGGCCAGAUUGUGGAUGGCAGAGGCAAAGUUUUGUCCAACAAGCAUGGCAGGGGAGCUGCCAUUUCAUCGACAUCUCAUUGAAAGUCUCGACGACCGAAUAACCCCGCGAGCUUGGGAGGCCCUCGACGGUAUCGUGGAUGCAUUCGACGCUCAUGUCGACUGGACCUCGCAAACUCGGUCCGCAUAUGACGCAGUGCCACUCCAGACCCCAACAGGAAUAGCGGAAGUGUUCCUGAACCAUCCUCCAAUGUCGCUCGUGCACCGUAUGGCCCAGAAAAACGCGGCGCCCAACUACCUCUCAGUGCACAGGAUCAGAAGAGAUCCGUCUUUACUGUGCCUGCAUGGAACACUAUCUCUGCUAUUCAGCGCAGCUUACUCAGGCGCACCUGGAUCCAUCGUUAAGUCGUUACUGGAUGAAGGUGCAUCUCCAAAUGACUUGUUACCAAUUCUCCCGACGUGGGAGAUUCGUCCACACGCCUCCAGCUGCAAGAUAUGGGCAGCCUUCUGCGCAUUCUUUGGCUCUUUUGCCGUCCUACCGGUAAACCCAGCCGCUGCCCAUAUUAACCGGACAUUAGCUGUCUGGUGGGAGAACAUCGAGCAAUUUUUAUCGGCAGGAGCUAGUCGGGAGUGCUACUUUCUCCUUGACAGAACUCACUAUGAUCCUAUUAGGUCCUGGGUCUUGAAGCCAACCCAUGUGAUAUCACUCAAGGAUCUUGCAAACGAGGUGAGGCCCAGGAAUUUUGCUGGCAUCAAUAGCCUUUUGACGCGCUCGCCUACCGCUCUCACCCCUCUCAUGGCGGGACUUCAAUAUGUAUUUCCGAACUUUCCUGUCACACAGGCAUCCGUGCCUGCGGAGUUGCGGCAUUAUCGCCAGUUCCACCUUGAUAUGCAACCUCCUUGGAAGCCGGAAUGGCACAGUGCCGAAAAAUAUAUGAGUAGAUUUGACAGCUCAUACUUCGUCCUCCACUCUGUUUGGUGUGGUGGUGAGGUAUUAGAAGCAAAAGGCCUUAGAGUCCGCUUGUCCUAACAGGACAUCGGGCCCUGGCGCGCCCUAGUCUUUGUAGCUCUUUGAUUCACUUUUGUGGCGUUUCAGCCUAAGUUGAGGCGCAUACUUGAUGGCUUGAUGAGGCGUGUAUGUUGUGGUGCAGGCGGAAUUGCACGGACCGUUCCGUGGCCCGAGUCGCUGAGGGAGAGCGGGGGCGGAAACAGGAGACCGGUCCCCUACGGGGUCCGCCAAUGCCUUUUCGGAACGAGUUGAGAACUUGAGAAGUAAGGCACUUACAGGAGACCGGUCCCCUACGGGGUCCGC
Molecule: messenger RNA, 1856 nt
Organism: Ilyonectria robusta
Lineage: Eukaryota; Fungi; Ascomycota; Sordariomycetes; Hypocreales; Nectriaceae
Exons: 1
Coding region: 204-1574 (456 amino acids)
Source: RefSeq, a predicted model, not a curated record